UGAAAUGUUUUGUUUUGGUUCAAGAAACUCUUACUAUGGUUUUUGAUAAACAUGCUUGUGUGCAAUGUCCUAAGAGUCGGCAUAUUCAUGAACAUUCAGAUGGUGGCAACACUGGAUUGAAUAUGUCAACCAAGACCAACCGGUUGGUGGUGCAAAUGAUGGAUCCUCCUUAGCAGAAAUUUACGAUUCAUUUGGUUCAAGCAUGUUAAAAAGACCCGCUAUUAUUGAUAACUCUGACCUAAUUUACGAUGCUGCAUCAGAGGACUCUGGUAUGGGCAUUGAAAUUCACGAUACUCUUUUGGAAGGUCGUGAUUAUGUUCUGCUUCCGCAAGAAGUGUGGAACCAACUAUACUUGUGGUACGGCGGUGGUCCAACAUUGGCACGGAAGGUCAUUAGUGCAGGUCUUUCACAAACUGAAUUGGCCGUUGAAGUAUAUCCCUUACGCCUUCAAUUAUUAGAGGUGCCAAAGGGUGACCGCUCCACAAUGAGAAUAAGCAAGAAGGAGACAAUUGGUGAGCUUCACAGACGAGCUUGUGAAAUUUUUGAUCUUAACUUGGAACAAGUAUGCAUUUGGGAUUACUAUGGCCACCGAAAACAUGCUUUGAUGAAUGACAUGGAUAAAACUCUAGAUGAUGCAAACCUUCAGAUGGAUCAGGAUAUCCUGGUGGAGAUUAUAAACCAUGGAAAUAAUAAUGCAUCGGAUGGAUGUGCCAGUUACGUUCAGGACAAUGGAACAGCCGACAAGGAAGCUACUUCUAUUUCUUUAGAGCCUUCUAAGUCAAACUUAAACGUUGCAGGAGGUAUGUCUAACAAAGGAAUGUCUAAAACAGAAGUAGUGCAGAGUCAGAACCAGACUUCGUCAAUCAGAGAGUUGGAUAAUGCAUCUGGGCAUACUGGUGUUAGUACGAGGGGAUCUUCUUGUGGUUUAACAGGCCUUUUAAAUCUUGGUAAUACCUGUUUCAUGAAUAGUGCGAUUCAAUGCCUUGUUCACACACCUGAGUUUGCCCGAUAUUUUCGUGAGGAUUAUCAUCAGGAGAUUAACUGGCAGAAUCCUUUGGGCAUGGUUGGUGAGCUUGCUAUGGCAUUUGGUGACUUGCUUAGAAAGCUAUGGGCUCCUGGACGGACAUCCGUUGCUCCUCGUCCAUUUAAAGCAAAACUUGCUCGAUUUGCACCCCAAUUUAGUGGUUAUAAUCAGCAUGAUUCCCAGGAACUUCUAGCAUUUUUGCUUGACGGUCUACAUGAAGAUCUGAAUCGUGUAAAGCACAAACCCUAUAUUAAGUCCAGAGAUGCAGAUGGCAGACCUGACGAAGAAGUUGCAGAUGAAUAUUGGGCGAACCACAUUGCUCGUAAUGACUCCAUAAUUGUCGAUGUGUGCCAAGGCCAAUACAAAUCAACUUUAGUCUGUCCUGUGUGCAAUAAAGUUUCUGUCACCUUUGACCCAUUCAUGUAUCUUUCGUUACCACUCCAGUCUACCACGACCUGCACUAUGACAGUGACUGUUUUUACUUGUGAUGGAAGUAAGCUGCCAUCAACUUUAACUGUUACUGUACCAAAGCAGGGCCGGUGUAGGGAUCUAAUACAGGCACUUAACGGCACUUGUUCAUUGAAGCAAAAUGAAAAGCUUCUUUUGGCGGAGGUGCGAGACCAUUUAAUUCACAGGUUUCUGGAAGAUCCCUUGAUAUCAUUGUCCACAAUAAAAGAUGACAGCCAUAUUGUUGCCUACAAGAUUCCAAAGUUGACCAAGAAUACAAAAUAUAUUCAAUUAGUACAUCGGAGCCAGGAACAGGUAACUAGUGAUGCCCACAAAAUCUCAGGAUGGAGAGCUUUUGGAACUCCUUUAGUCUCAGUAGUCUCAUCUGAUGGUCCAGUGAGGAAGGUCUACCUUGAGAGAAUAGUUAAAAGAGUGCUCUCUCCAAUGGCGAAGAUAGGGACUUUGAUGGAUACUGAUGUAACUGAUUCUAGCAUGUCGCAUGCAGGGGAAGAUUCCGCUGAAACAUGUACAAGUUCAAUGAACAGUAACGAUCCAAAAUCUAAAGUAAUGGAACCUUUAGAAUUACCUCUUCAGUUGUUGAAUGAAGACAAUGUUUGCAUUGACCUAUCAAGUGGAGAAGAAGCUGUACAACUACCCUCAUCAUCAUCAGUCACAGUGUAUCUUGAUUGGUCUCAAAAGCUUCUAAAGAAGUUCGAUACUUGUCACCUAGAAAACUUGCCCGAAGUUUUCAAAUCUGGGCCUGUGUUGAAAAAAGCUCGAACUGAGCCGCUGUCCUUAUAUUCUUGUUUGGAAUCUUUUCUACGUGAAGAACCACUUGUUCCAGAAGAUAUGUGGUUCUGCCCUGAAUGCAAAGAGCGACGGCAAGCCAGUAAAAAGCUUGACCUGUGGCGGCUUCCAGAAGUGUUGGUCAUCCAUCUUAAAAGAUUCUCAUACAGCAGAUCGAUGAAACAUAAACUAGAAACAUUUGUUAACUUUCCGAUUCAUGACUUCGAGUUGACGAAUUAUGUAGCUAAUAAAAACUCCUCCCAACGUCAACUGUAUGAACUCUACGCUUUAACCAACCAUUAUGGUAGCAUGGGUAGUGGUCACUACACUGCACAUAUAAAGCUUAUCGAAGAAAACAGGUGGUACAAUUUUGAUGAUAGUCACAUAUCACUUAUAAAUGAAGAAGAAGUGAAGUCAGCCGCUGCUUAUGUCCUUUUCUAUCGGCGGGUGAAGACAGAAGAUGUAUCCGUUAGUAAUGGAGUCCAAACAUGUGCCUCAACUAAGAAAUAGAUGCCACCGAUCACUCUGCUUAUUUUUUCUUAAAAAAAUAUGGGAUUUCAGGUAUGAGUGCAUCGAAACUUUAUUUCAUAUAUACUCGCAACGCUUGUUCUGCUUUCAAAUACUUCCAGAAGCGAGUGAAAGCUAGAGAACUGUCCACUAUAAGUGGCUGUUUAGCAUAUGAACCUGUUGUGUGAAGUAAUGCAACCCACAUGGGAUAUUUGUCCCCAUCUUUUCAUAUAAAAAAAGAAGAAAGAAAUGGAACUAUAGAACCAUAAAUCUUUAAGAAUUUUCA
This is a messenger RNA of Cucurbita pepo subsp. pepo (vegetable marrow), 3050 nucleotides long. NCBI's taxonomy places the organism in Eukaryota, Viridiplantae, Streptophyta, Magnoliopsida, Cucurbitales, Cucurbitaceae. The record is from RefSeq and is a predicted model, not a curated record.